Molecule: messenger RNA, 1355 nt
Organism: Linderina pennispora
Lineage: Eukaryota; Fungi; Kickxellomycota; Kickxellomycetes; Kickxellales; Kickxellaceae
Product: protein ras-1
Exons: 1
Coding region: 417-1229 (270 amino acids)
Biological process (GO): signal transduction
Cellular component (GO): plasma membrane
Molecular function (GO): GTPase activity; GTP binding; GDP binding
Source: RefSeq, a predicted model, not a curated record
GCCAUGGCUCACAACUAUGCGCCCGAAUACCAGAUAGUCAUGCUCGGCGCCGGAUGUAAGUACACAUGACGCACAGGGCGGGACAUCGUCAAUGAGAGCGCUGUGGCGGGUUAUUUGUUUUCUCAGUCACCUUGUUCGCUCUUUUACCCAAGCGUCUAGCCCAUUUUCCUUCCUUUCUUAUUUGUGCGAUUGUGGCAAGCGCAGUAAGAAUUGUGCGCCUUUUCGGGUUUCUGCCUUUUCUUUCCUUGUCUUGUGUUCUGCGCGCGAGAACGUGUGCUUGGGAGGCGAGAGCCAAGCAGAAAUCAUGGUUCAGUUUUCCCGCAUCUGCCCACAUUUCGCAUUUACGUGCAUGCGGAACUCACACGUCCCGGGAUCCCCUAUAACCCGGAUCACUUCAUGUAGCGGUCGGCAAGUCGAUGUUGACGACACGAUUUAUCAACGGCGGGUUCAGCGACGACUACGACCCGACGAUCGAGGACUCGUACCGCAAGCUGGCGAAUGUUGAUGGCUACGACUACGUUCUCGACGUGCUGGACACGGCCGGGCAGGAAGAAUACGUGGCCAUGCGCGAGCAGUACAUGCGCUCAGGGCACGGGUUCAUAAUUGUGUACAGCAUCACAUCGCGGUCAUCGCUGACGGAGGCCGAGGCAUUAGCGAAGCACGUGAAGCGCGUCAAGGACAUGGAUGUGGUGCCGAUAGUCCUGGUGGGGAACAAGUCGGACCUGUACGAUAUGCGGCGUGUGGAGAUGAUCGAGGGCCACCGGCUGGCGUCGCGGAUCCAGGCCGGAUUCUACGAGACCAGCGCGAAGCUGGACAUUAACGUAAACGACGCGUUUGUGCAGUGCGUGCGGCGGAUCCGCCACUUCAACAAACCUGUGAUGAACCCCUCGGAGACUGCGGUCAAUGGCUUGCGCAGCUCAUUGAGCAUCAGGCGCGACGCCAGCCGCCAGGGCACGCCGGUGCCGCCCAAGAUGCGGCCCGGACUGAGCAACGGGGAUGUACGCGAGGGACUGGCCCACAACCGCUCCAAGAAGCGGUACAACAAGGAGGACAUCAAGAUUGUCGGCGCCGGCGCCAUAAUCGGCACGGGCCAUCUGGGCGCCCGCGGCAUGGGGGUGUCGGAGCCGCCGGCGGUCGAGGAGAAGCCCGGCGUGACUGUGUUCCGCAAUACCAGCACGCGGCCGGUGCAGAAGCAGAAGCGAAAGGGCCCCUCGUGCCUGAUCCUCUGAGCUUCCUUUUUUUCUUGCUACAUUUUUAGAGUUCCUCCUUUCGCCAGCUGUUCUUUUUUCCUCCUCGCCUUGUCACACACAUCCUCUUAUUAAUUGCCUGUUUUUAAACAAUGUAUUCUCUCUGUG